CAAUGUAGUUCCCCUUAUCUUUAUUUAGCGGUCUACCUACAGCCUGUAGGGUGCUCUCAGGGCUACGGUCUCGUUUGUCUGACACAUGGCUUCUUCGCAUCAAAAGAACGAUUUGGCUGCCGGGUUCCGCGAGCAGUUCAAAUCCUUCGCAACAGAGGCGAUCCACGUUGGUCAAGAACCAGAGCAAUGGAAAUCUAUGGCCGUGGUGCCACCUAUUUCUUUGUCCACCACGUUCAAGCAGUUUGGACCUGGAGAACAUGCAGGGUUUGAGUACAGUCGGAGUGGAAACCCUACAAGAAGCUGUCUGGAGAAAGCUGUUGCUGCUUUAGAUGGAGCAAAGUACUGCAUUGCGGUUGCUUCUGGCCUGGCUGCGACGUUGACCAUCACUCACCUGCUGAAAUCUGGCGAUGGCAUUGUCUGCAUGAAUGAUGUAUAUGGAGGCACCAAUCGGUACUUUAGACAAAUUGCAGCAGAAGUUGGAUUGGAUGUGUCCUUUGCAGAUUUCACAAAAGUUGAGGUGCUACAGGCUGCUCUUAAGUCAAACACCAAGUUGGUGUGGAUUGAGACUCCCACCAACCCAACCAUGAAAGUGGUAGAUAUCCAGGCCUGUUCAGAGGUGGUGCAUCAACACAAUAAGGACGCUAUGGUGGUCGUGGACAACACUUUCAUGUCAGCCUUCUUCCAGCGUCCCUUGGCCCUUGGCGCGGACAUCUGCAUGUAUUCUGCUACUAAAUACAUGAAUGGUCACAGUGAUGUUGUAAUGGGCCUGGUGUCUGUGAACCGAGAAGACCUGUAUGAACGUCUGAAAUUUCUACAGAAUGCUCUGGGAGCCGUGCCGUCCCCCUUCGACUGCUACCUGUGUAACCGCGGCCUGAAGACUUUGCAUCUGCGCAUGAGUCAGCACUUCAGGAACGCCCUGGCGGCAGCGCAGUUCCUGGAGGGUCACUCCAGGGUGGACCGGGUCAUUUUCCCAGGCUUGCCCUCACACCCCCAGUACGAACUGAUGAAAAGACAGUGUACAGGCUGCCCGGGGAUGAUCACCUUCUACAUAAAGGGAAAAUUGGCCAAUGCCACCUCAUUCCUCCGCAACCUUAAGUUGUUUGCACUUGCUGAGAGUCUGGGCGGGUAUGAAAGCUUGGCAGAGCACCCGGCAAUAAUGACCCACGCUUCUGUACCAGAGAAUGAUCGGGCUGUCCUGGGGAUCAGUGACACACUGAUCCGUCUGUCAGUAGGGCUGGAGGACGAGCAGGACAUCAUCGAUGACCUAAAACAAGCCUUGGACGCUGCAGUGGAUCCAGUGAAAUGAUGUCUUCAGGACCAGCGGUGGUCUUCUUUCAGCAGGAACGGGCAGAUGUAGGAGAACCUGGUGUUUGUAGCCUUGUACAAGGAGAGAGCAGCGAGAGUGCCUCAAUACUACACACAAACUAUAUCUAUGAAUGCACUCAUCAGGGAUCAACCUGCUCUUUAAAUGCUUUUAAUUAACAUUUUAAUCAAUUAUUUGGAUGGUGAUGUUAUUUGGGACUCUGAAGGAUUUCAUUGAAUUUUUAAUUUAUUUUCUGCUUUUCUUUUGUUUUUUUGUUGUUAUUUUCUGUUUGGAGGGCAUUGAUUGGGCAAAAUGACAUAGGUUUUCAUUUAAUUAAAAUUGGCAUUUGGGACUUUUCAUGAGUUAGGCAAAACAAUAUUCCACUGAGUUUCCUUCAGCUUAAUUUAGUUAAAACAUGAAGACUGUUAGUUUCCAUGAUUUAACAUCAGAAGAAUGUCUCGCACUGGAAACAUCAGAAUAGCAGUUUUGAUUAAAUUGUUAACCUUGUGUCUGGCUCAAUCAAAUGUAUGCCUAGUAAAGGGAGAUGGGGAAGAUUUCCUCAAAGUUUGUCUUAAAGGAAGUUUGCCAGAGCAUAUUUUCCCUGCCUUGUGUAGGACAGUUAUCUUUUUAAUCAAAGUUAUUUUGCUAUAAUAAAAUAAUUAAUCUGCAAUUAAAUUAAUUAAAACCGAUGAACCCAUUUUCUGUUUAAUGAGAGAAAAUAUAUUAAACGGUUUGGUGAUCAGGUAGAAGCAAAAAGAGAAUAAGGUCAAUGUUGAAAUACGUGUACUUCCCCUUGAUUAAUUCUACCUCAGUUCAAAUGAAUUAUUUUAGUUAAUUAUAAUCAUAAAUAUUUAAAAAAUGUUUUGACAGAAGGACUCAUUAGUGCUGUUGCAGGAUCCAGUGGUGUUGCUGAACUCUCAGAACUACAGAUCUCAUUAAGUACAGCCUUGAUCUCUGACACACUGAACCAACAAACCUGUGUCAUGUUUACAGAAUCGUACACAGUUGAUGUGUUCCUACGUAUCUUGUAUCUGUGCUUUCUAGUCAAGUACAGUGGGUUGUGAGUAAACACAACCCAUGUGCAGUCUUUACAUUUUGCUGCACUGAAAUAAAAUUCAAAUAAAUUAUCGGAAACCAAAUCAUGGAAAGCCACUGUUGUCUGUAUUUGGUAUGAAAUUGUGAACUGUUUUGCUGAUAAUAAAAUCCCAGGAUGACUUUUUCAGAAAACAUAGGUCUUCAGCUAACUUUUUACCUGGGCUUUGCACCUUUCAUAUUAAUUUUGCUCCUGACAAACUCUCCAAACUUGAUGAACAAAAUAUAAUAAAGAUCAAAAUCAUUAUUGUA
Messenger RNA from Esox lucius (northern pike), 2647 nucleotides. It is a transcript of the gene cth, whose product is annotated as cystathionase (cystathionine gamma-lyase). The record is from RefSeq and is a predicted model, not a curated record. NCBI's taxonomy places the organism in Eukaryota, Metazoa, Chordata, Actinopteri, Esociformes, Esocidae. Gene Ontology annotation, cellular component: cytoplasm. The transcript has 12 exons. Gene Ontology annotation, molecular function: cystathionine gamma-lyase activity; pyridoxal phosphate binding. Gene Ontology annotation, biological process: transsulfuration. Bases 86 to 1306 code for a protein of 406 amino acids.